This is a messenger RNA of Helicoverpa zea (corn earworm), 1665 nucleotides long. Its product is annotated as protein adenylyltransferase SelO-like. The transcript is spliced from 12 exons. The record is from RefSeq and is a predicted model, not a curated record. NCBI's taxonomy places the organism in Eukaryota, Metazoa, Arthropoda, Insecta, Lepidoptera, Noctuidae. The coding region runs from base 1 to 1665 and encodes 554 amino acids.
AUGAAAAUGGAGGGAGAAAGUUCCCCAUUGAAGAGAAAUUUGACCGAGUGGAGAUUCAGUCAAUACCCGAAAUAUAUUUUGUUACCGAUUGAUGAAAAUCAUGACCAAAUUAGAUCCAAUAUAAAGAACGUCGUUUUUUCUGAGGUUACUCCUCGGCCGUUGGAACGUAACAUACGACUGGUGUGCGCUUCUCAAGAUGCCCUGACUAAUAUAUUGGACAUGGAUCCCGACAUGGCUAACCGCGAGGAAUUCGCCGAGUUUAUCGCUGGAAGGAAGCUGCCAUAUGGAGCGCUUCCUGUUGCGCAUAGAUACGGUGGGCAUCAAUACGGACUGUGGGUAGGUCAGCUCGGUGAUGGCAGAGCUCAUAUUCUCGGAGAAUAUGUUAACAGACGUGGCGAAAGAUGGCAGGUCCAGCUAAAGGGUUCAGGACAAACGCCAUACGCGCGUGUUCAUGAUGGCCGUGCAGUCUUACGGUCUGCCAUCAGGGAGAUGAUCGCUAGUGAGGCCUGUUACUUCUUGGGCAUACCCACUACCAGGGCUGUGGGACUUGUUGUGAGCGACGAGGCAAUAGUAAGAGAUGUGUACUACAACGGAUGUCCCCGCAGAGAGCGAGCAGCUGUCGUGCUGCGUCUGUCUCCCAACUGGUUCCGCUUCGGCUCCUUGGAGAUCUUAUCUAGGACCGGGGAGAUCGCUGUGUUGCGGCAACUCUCUGAUUUUAUUAUAAAAGAAUACUUCCCAGACAUUCAGCUGACUGAUGAGAAUCGAUUUAUUAGAAUGUUUUCAGAAAUCGCUCAUAAAACUUUGGAUCUAGUCGCGAAGUGGCAAGGUUUAGGAUUCACGCACGGGCUUCUGAAUACAGACAAUAUGAGUCUUCUGGGCCUAACAGUGGACUUUGGUCCCUUCGGCUUUGUAGACUCAUACGAUGGUGGUUUUGUUGCCAAUUGCUCUGAUGGAGAAGGAAGAUAUGCUCUGGCAAAGCAACCUGACGUGGUGGUAUGGAAUAUUGGGCAACUUGCAAAUGCCCUCAAGCCCCUCUUGACUUCGUCCCAACAAGUUCACAUGUCGCAUAUUCUGAAAACCUUGGAUACUUAUUGCAAAAAUAAAAUACUGGAAACAUUCCUAAUGAAGGUAGGUCUGAAAGAAGAACGUUGGGGCGAUGAGCAGCUGGUAGAGAAGCUAUUAGACAUGAUGCAGCAAACCGGCGCAGAUUUCACAGCCACCUUUAGACAACUGGCUGAAUUGGAACCUUGUGAGAUGGUAAGCGAGAUAAAGUUGGCGGAGAAGUGGUCGUUGAAGCGUCUAUCUUCGCACGCGUCGUGGGGAUGUUGGUUGGAUCAGUAUCGCGAGAGACUUGACAAGGAGGCUGGUGUUUUACCAGUGAACAGCCGUGAUUGUGGUGUAACGGCGGUAGACGCGAGUUCUAGUGGCUUGUUUGAGGACGAGCGGCGUAGGCGCAUGUUGAGCGUGAACCCAGUCUACGUGCCCAGAAACUGGCUGCUGCAUGAAGCUAUUAUUGAUGCUGAACAGGACGAUUAUCAGAAGGUACGUUUUCUCCUUGAUGUUCUUAAGAAUCCGUUCGAAGUGCAGCCCGAGGCAGAAAAGCGCGGGUUUUCGGCACAGCCACCACAGUGGGCGUACGCUCUUAAGAUUAGCUGCUCCAGUUAA